AUGACGGAAGGGAGACAUGUGCGAGCUCGUUGGGGAGGCGAUUCCCACGAUUUUACUUCUCAAUGGAGCGGUCGACCCAAUCUGAAACACAAUUGCAGAGCUCUGAUCAAAGAAAACGUCGAGCCUUACCUCCCCGGAACCAAAAUCGUGGGAAUCGCCGUCGGAAACGAAAUCCUCGGCGGCACGCACAUUGAGCUCUGGGAAGCCUUACUCCCUUCCGUAAAAAACGUCUACGCCGCCCUCCAACGCCUCAAUCUCCACAAGAAGAUCGAGCUCUCAAGCCCUAAUUCCGAAGCCGUCUUCGCCAAUUCGUUUCCUCCUUCCGCCUGCAUAUUCCGAUCCGACAUCGCGGUAUUCAUGGUUCCAUUGCUCCAAUUCUUCUCACAAAUUGGAUCCCCGUUCUACAUCAACGGGUACCCAUUCUUAGCCUACAAGAGCGAUCCAGAGCACAUCGACCUCAAUUUCGCAAUUUUCCAGCCCAAUUCGGGGAUCUUCGACGCGAAGACGAAUCUCCACUACGACAACAUGUUCGACGCCUAG
Molecule: messenger RNA, 540 nt
Organism: Linum tenue
Lineage: Eukaryota; Viridiplantae; Streptophyta; Magnoliopsida; Malpighiales; Linaceae
Source: the annotation of a GenBank genome assembly